Messenger RNA from Plasmodium berghei ANKA, 2418 nucleotides. RefSeq names its product conserved Plasmodium protein, unknown function. The record is from RefSeq and is a predicted model, not a curated record. Lineage: Eukaryota; Apicomplexa; Aconoidasida; Haemosporida; Plasmodiidae. The transcript has a single exon. The coding region runs from base 1 to 2418 and encodes 805 amino acids. Gene Ontology annotation, molecular function: protein binding.
AUGGAUGAAGCGCAUCAGAAUGCUGAAUCGUUCAAUUUGACAACUAAUUCUAAGACAAAUGAUGAUAAGGACAUUGCAAAACGAAACCAAAAGAAAAGAAGAAACAAAAAAAAUAAGGAAAAUCAGAAAAAUCAGAAAAAUCAGAAAAAUCAGAAAAAUCAGGAAAAUCAGAAAAAUCAGGAAAAUCAGAAAAAACAGGAAAAUCGAAAAAACGACUCAAAUAUUCCUAUCGAACAAAGUGCAAAUUAUAAAGAUGAAAUAAUAGAAAAGAGGACCCCAGAAAAUAAUGGAAAUGGAGACGAUUCCGAAAAAGGGGAAGAAAAAAAAAAACGUGAUGAGGAUGCCACAAAAUCCAAUCAAAAUGACUUUAAAACUAAUUCUCCAAAUGAAAGUUUUGAACAAAAUGCAACGGAACAGAAUAAAUAUAACCAAGCGGACGUUGAAAAUAAAAAUAAAAAUAAUGCGUCACAUAAAAGUGUAGAUAUUAUUAAAAGAAUUGAUAGUAACAAUAAUAAUAAAAAUGUGAUGUUGAAUAAGCAAAAUGGAGAGAGAGCCAUAUUUAAUUCUCAAUGCGUAGAUGUAGAAAAAGAAAACAAGUUAACUAAACCAAAGCUAAAAAAAGAAACAAAUUUUUUAGAUAAAUUUCAAAAACAAUUUACAAGAUCAGAUAGCACAAAUAGUAAUUUGAUAAAAAUAGAUCAAAAAAAUGAAGAAUGGGAUGAACAAAAUAAAUGGAGUUUUUCAAAUUUAGUUACAAAUAUAAAAUCAAUAGUUAUAAAAAAUUAUAUAUAUGUUGCUAAAAGAUGCGGUAUGCCUAAUCAGCCUAACAAGCCUGGUCCAGUAAUAGCAAUUAAUAUUGAAAAUACAAAAAAUAAUUCAAAUAGAAACAUUAUAAUACAAACACCAUGCGUUUAUGAAAAAUAUACGAUAAAAGGAAAAUUAUUGCAACACAAAAGCUUAUAUCCAAAUACCAUCACUUCUAUGGUUUAUGGAAAUAUAGGUGGUAUUGGGAAAGUUAUUAUUUUAGGGACGCAAAGUGGAUAUAUACUGAUUUAUAAAGUUGAAAUAUUCGAAUGUAUACUAAAAUUAAAUACAAAAAAAUCUUUAAAAAAUUAUUUUAACAAAAGUACACAAAGAAAUUCAAUGGAUAAUUGGUAUUAUCAAAAUAACAUUGCAAAUUAUUGUAAUAAUCUUAACAAUAAAUAUUUUCCUGAUAUUUUUGAUGGCUCUUCUUCUGAAAUCGAAACAAAUGAAAUAAAGAAUGGAUCUAACCAUCCCAUUGAUAAUAGCAAUUUGUCUUAUCAAAUAUCCGGUAUAUCUGUAAAAUCCACUUUUGCAAAUUUUAUUCAUUGGAUUAUUGCGGGGAAUAUGAAAGGGCAUAUUUUCAUAUGGGAAGUUCCGAGUGGAAAUAUUAUAAAAAUUUUAAUGCAUCCAAUGUAUAUGUUUUCAAAUACGAAAAAUGUAAUAAAUCCGUUAAACUCAGAUUAUUAUAAAGCUUUUGAUGGAAAUAUUAACUACAAAAAAAGGAAAAAAAAAAAAGCACAUUUAAGUAAAAUAAAAGGUAAAACAUUGAAAAAUUCGAAUCCCAUUAAUAUUCCAAAUUCUAAUAUAAGCAUUCACAGUACAGGUAAAAUUGAGAGCUCUAAAGAAUCAAGUAGCUACAGUUUUAGUGAAAGUAGUAAUAGCGAUAUAGAAGAAAAAAGUCAAAUAGACGAAAAUGAAGAAAAUUAUAGUGAAUAUUCGGAUAAUCAAUAUGUGACUGAUUCAGAAAGAAAUAAUUCUGAAUAUAACUUAAGUGAAAAAAUUAAAAAAACAAAUAUGAUUGGCAAUAAAAAAAAUGUAUAUGAUAAAUGCUAUGUAUCUGCAAUCCUUGCAAUUACACAUAAAUACGAACUUUGGGUUGGAUUUGGUAAUGGAUACAUAGCAGUAUAUGACUUAUAUGAUUUUCAAUUACUUUUAUAUACAUGUAUAUCAAAAAAACCAAUCAUGGAUUUAAAAUAUUCUAAAAUAUUAGAAGGGGUUCUUAUAUUAAUUGGAAAUGAUUAUAUAUCAAUUUGGGAUACAAAAUCUUUAAAACAAAUUAAAAAAAUUCCAACUAGCCAAAUUACUAAAAACCUAUCAUUAUCAUCAAUAUAUAUAUUAGAACCACCAAAUUCAUGGAAAUAUAAACAAGCCAUAUUGAUUUCGGGAUGUAAUAAUGGAUCUGUAUGUAUAACAAGUAUUAAAAAAAAAAUUGAUGGAGAACUUAUUUUUGCAUAUAUUAAGACAUAUACAAAAAAUUUUGAACCAUAUGUUCCUAUCAGUUAUAUACACAUUGAUCCAAAUAUUAAUGUAGCUUUUGCUGGUGAUGCUAGUGGUGUAGUAUUUACUGUACCACAAAUUUUAAAUACUUUUAAGUAUGAUAACAAUUCAAAAUGA